AUGUCGCACAACCCACAAGCAAAGCCCGUCGCCGUCGUCGCCGGUGUUGGUCCCGGCAUCGGGGAGGCCGUCGCCCGCGAAUUCGCCUCGCAUGGAUUCGUCGUGGCCCUGAUGGCGCGGACCGAAGAGACGCUCCGGGCCAUCCGAGCCGGCAUCCAGCAGGACCACGGCCAAGAAGCGGCAAGGUGCUACGGCACCGACCUGCGCGUCGAGGACCGCGUCAACGCCGCCUUUGGCAAGAUUCACCAGGAGCUCGGAGGCGUGCGGGUGCUCGUCUACAACGCGGGGGCGCGCCGCGUCAACGCGCGCUCGCUCCUCGACACGACGACGGAGGAGUUCGAGGGCUUCACCAGGAUCAAUCUCUUCGGCGCCUUCUGGGCGACCAAGUGCGUCCUGCCGGCCAUGCUCGCGGCCGGCCGGGGCACAAUCAUCUACACGGGGGCGACGGGCUCGCUGCGCGGCAUGCCCGGCCUGAGCAGCUUCUCGCCCGGCAAGUUUGGGCUCCGGUCGCUGGCGCAGAUCGUGACGCGCGAGUAUCAGGGCCGCGGCAUACACGCGGCUCAUGUCAUCGUCGACGGACCGGUCGACGGCAGGCUGAUUGGCGGCGUGAUGCGGCGGCAGUGGGAGCGCCAGGGCGACGGGGAGAAGCUGGGCGAUCUGGAUGCUCAUCUGGUGCGGCCUGCUGACUUGGCCAAGGUUUACUGGUAUCUGCACACCCAGCCGCGGAGCACCUGGACGCACGAGUUGGACGUGCGGUCUCAGAAGGAGGCCAUGUUUUCCAAGCUGUGA
Messenger RNA from Metarhizium album ARSEF 1941, 789 nucleotides. Its product is annotated as NAD(P)-binding domain protein. The transcript has a single exon. The record is from RefSeq and is a predicted model, not a curated record. The coding region runs from base 1 to 789 and encodes 262 amino acids. Lineage: Eukaryota; Fungi; Ascomycota; Sordariomycetes; Hypocreales; Clavicipitaceae.